Molecule: messenger RNA, 3703 nt
Organism: Ectocarpus siliculosus
Lineage: Eukaryota; Phaeophyceae; Ectocarpales; Ectocarpaceae
Source: the annotation of a GenBank genome assembly
AUGGACGACGCCUUUGGGCUCGAUCCCACCAGCGACGAGUUCCAGGCCGUGAAGCGCGAGAUGGAACGCCUGGAAAGGGCGCACGCCUCCCAGGUCCUCAGCAAGGAGAAGCAGGUCAAGAGGCUUAGGCGGGAGGUUCGAAGGGUCCGACAGGAGUCGGAAAUGGCGGUCAAUGAGAUGCAGCCGCAGCUCCAGAAGCUGGUGGACCUGGUCAAAGAUUCCAAGGCCGAGGCUGCAGAGAUGGAGGAGCAGCUGUCCGCCGUAACCGAAGCUCUGCACGAGGAGAAGGAGGGGCACCGAGAGGACGUCGAGGCCUUGCAGCAGCAGCUUGCCGACGAGAGGACGGAAGGGGACGCCGAAAAGGAGGGGCUCCGUCAGACCCUGCAGAUGCUGCAGAGGGAGCUGGGGGACCAACAAGCGGCCUUGAGCGAGGCCAACCAGCGGCUGGAGCAGGCGCUAUCUAGAAGCACCGAGAGCGAGCGGAUCUCGGCCGAGCUGGGCCUGGAAGCGCAGCAGCUGAGGCAGCGUCUCUCCGAGGCGUUGAACGAGGCCGCCGUCGCCGGCAAUAAGCAGGCCCCCGAUAACGCCUCCGCUGCCGGCGACGGCACCGGAGAUGGCGACACGGGCAGUGCUGCCGCCCAAGACAGCGCCGACGAUUCCGACGCCAGAACCGCCCCCGAAGACGCCGCCGCCAUCGACGGCCUCAAGAGAGAUCUGGAGCAGGCCGCCCGCCGGCUCCAGGAUAACGCCUCCACUCUCGAGGAACAACGGGAGCAGUGCGCCGAGCUCCAGACUAGCCUCGCCGCCGAGCGGACCAUCUCCGAGGAGCUACGCGAGGGCUCGCAGGCGCUGCUUGCCAGGGCGGAGGGUGCCGAGAGGGCGGAGGGGGAGGCGAUGGCGGCGGCGGCGGCGGAGGCUAGGCGGGCGGCGGAUGUGAGGGAGGCGGCGGAGCUGGCGGAGGCCGAGCUGUCCCGCCUGCGCGGGCGCGCUGCGGAGUGGGAGGAGGAGGAGAGACGGGCCGCGGAGCUCAAGGGAACGCUUGAGUCCACGAGGGACGCGCUGGAUGAGCUAAGGGUUUCAGCGGGCGAGGCUGAAGCCACCGCCGAGCGUCGGCUGAGAGAGCUCGAGGGACUCCUGGAGGAGGCGUGUUCGGAACGGGAUCAGUACCGGGAGCACACCGAGUCCGGCUCCGAAGCGCUGGCAGAGAAACUGCGCUCCAUGGAGGCCCAGCACACGAAGAGCAUGGACGAAGCGGCAUCGCGAGCGGAGACCGCCGAAUCUGAGACGGAAACCCUAAGGGAGGCCGUGUCCCAAGCCAUGGCACAGGCCGAGGCGGCCGAAUCAGAGAUAGAAACCCUAAAAGAGGCCGCGUCGCAAGCAACGGGGAGGGGGGAGACUGCCGAAUCAGAGAUGGAAGCCCUGAGGGAGGCCGUGUCUCAAGCAACGGGGAGGGCAGAGACUGCCGAGUCGGAGAUGGAAACCCUAAGGGAGGCGGUGUCGGAAACAACGGGGAGGGCGGAGACUGCCGAGUCGGAGGCGGAAACCCUUAGGGAGACGGUGUCUCAAGCAACGAGGAGGGCGGAGACUUCCGAGUCAGAGAUGGAAACCCUCGGGGAGACGGUGUAUCAAGCGACGGGAAGAGCGGAGACUGCCGAGUCGGAGGCGGAAACUCUCAGGGAGGCCGUGUCGCAAGCGGAGCAGCGGGCGGAUGCGGCGGAAUCGAGAAUCGAAACCCUUGAUGAGGCGUUGGCUCAAGCAAGGGGGCGGGCGGAAGCGGCGGAGGCUGCGGCUGGCGAAGUUGGCGAAGCGGAGGUGCGGGCAUCGGGGAUGAAGGAGGAGAAUCGGGCACUGGAAGAACGGCUGGCUCGUCAGGAAGCAGCGUUGUCGCAGGCGCAGGUUGAGGCGGAGGCUCAGGAAGCGGAGAAAUCUUCACUAGCCGUCGCCGUAGGGAAUCUUGAAACGGAGAGGGACAACCUGAGGGCCGAGGUCGCCAAGGCUGAACGACUCGCCGCAGAGCUGGCGGCCGCCCACAAGGAGGAGCAGCUCAAGGCUUCCCAAAACAAGGACCAGGACACAAGUCCCGAAAGCGACACCCCAGUGGUGAUGACACCAACGGAUUCCGAGCAAGACACGGCCGCUGCGACCGCGCUAGUCGCCGACCUCCGCACGCAACUCGAGCAAGAGACGGUGGCGCACGAGGAGGCGCAGGCGGGGUUGCGGGAACAGCUCGUCGAGGCGGCGACGAGCCUGGAGGAGGCGGAGGCGGCACUGCAAGGGAAGACGCAGGCUUUGGAAGAAACCCGGCAAAAUCUGGUGGAAGAAUCCCAGCAGGAUCUGGCAGAAGCCCGCCAAAAUCUGGAAGGGAACCGGCGGGAUCUGGAAGAAACCCAACAAAAUCUGGAAGAAUCCCAGCAGGAUCUGGAAGAAACCCGACAAAAUCUGAAAGAAUCCCGCCAAAGCCUGGAAGAAUCCCGUCAAGAUCUGGAAGAAACCCGGCAAAAUCUGGAAGAAACCCGACAGGACUUAGAAGAGACGAGCGCGAAGCUGGAGGAGACGGAAGCGGCCCGCGCCGAGUUAGACCUCGAGGUUUCGACAAGAGCCGCGCAAGAGCAAGCGGCGGCGGCGAGCUGCGAGGCUGCGGAGACGGCCCUCGGCCUAGCCGAAGAAGCAGCGGCCGCUGGCCGGGCGAAGCUGGGAGCGGAGCUAGGCUCCGCCCUGGAGUCCCUGGGCGAGGCGCGGCGGGAGUUGGACGAGGCCAGGCGGGCGGAAGCGGAAGCCCGGGCCGCCGUCGCCACGGCGGAGGAGCAGGCGAGGGAGGCCGGCGGCAAGCUGGAAGACGAGCGCGCUCGCGCGGAGGCGGCGCUGAGGCAGGUGGAGGAGCUGCGGGCGGUGCUAGAGCAGACGGGCAGGGAGGGCGAGGCGGCGGCCGGGGCGAGGGCGGAGGCGGAGGAGCUGCGGCGGCAGCUGGAGGGCACCCGGCAGGAACUAGGCGAAGUAGAAGAAGCCCUGUCUUCACAGACGUCCAAGGCCGAGGAGGCCCUCGCCCGAUUGUCAUCGAUGGAGCAAGAGCUCGCCUUGAUGGAGAAGGCUCUCGGGGAGGCGACAGAGGCGGCGGCAGCGGCGGCGGCGGCGGAGGCCGAAGCCGACGAGGAGACGGCGGCGGCGACCUCUGCCCUCCGAGAGGAGAUGGUGUUGGCGCUGGAGCAGGCGGAGGAGGAGUCGUCGGAGUUGCGACAUCAGAUCAACGCCGCCGAGGCGACGAUCGCGGACAUGGACGCCGCCCGAGCAGCCGCCAACGAAGAAACCGCCGCUCUCAGGGCAGAGCUCGCCGCGGCCGUCGAGCAAGCAACGGAGGCGGCGGCGGCGGCGGCGGCGGCGGCGCAAGCGGCGAGGGUCGGCGCGGAGGCGGAGCUCUCGGCGGAGCUCUCGGCGGCGCAGGAGAUGCUGCGGCGGGAGCUGGUAGCGGAGACAGAGGCGGCGGUGGGCGCGGAGCGGGUGGAGGGGGCGGAACGCGUCGCGGCGGCCGAGAGGGAGGUGGAGGGCCUGCGCAUCAAGCUCUCGGAGACCUCUCACCACAUCACCACAGAGUUCUCCCUCCAUGAUGGUCGGAUCGUCACCAAACCUUGAAGGUUGUACGCACCACACCUGUAGGCGUCUUUCAAGCUAGUGGUGACUGCUGUGGGGUCUGUGUGUGCUGAGAAAU